UCGGCCCUCCAGCUCCGCCGCCGCCCGACGGCGACACUCGGCCGCCACCAGCCUCCGCCGCGCCGCCGCCAGCUCCACCGACCCGGGGCUGCUGCUGCUCUUGGUGCCGCUGCCGGUGCCGCUGCCGCUGCCGCUGCCCGCAGAGGUACCGCCGCGGUCGGGGUGUUGCUCGCCGCCCGCUGUCGGACCAGGAUCCGCCGCUGUCGCUGCCGCCAUGGGAACGGGAGCGAGGUAGCGCCGCGGAGUGGAUAUAUAGCCCGGGGGCGGCGCUGGCUCUGUGCGGCUCGGCCCCGCCGGGGGCGGCUCCGGCACCGGCUCCGCACCGGCACCGGGUAGGGAACGGAAACGGGAGCGGGCCCGGCCCGGCCCGGUACAGCUCCGGCGGGAGAUGCCUGGGCUCAGUAUGGCUCCAUACAGCACUGGCACCGGCAUCGGGCUAGGUAUGGCUCGAUCCGGCCCCGUACGGCACCGGCAUCGGAUUCGGUAUGGCUCGAUGCAGCAGGACCCCUAUAGCCCAGUACAGCACCGGCACCUUGCACCGGCACGGCACCGGGCUGGAUAUGGCUCAGUAUGGCACCAGUAACGGGCUCGGUAUAGCUUGGCACAGCACUGCAUGGCACCGGUAUGGCCCCGUACAGCAUCGGCUCCUGCGUGCUCAGUGCGGCGGCUCGGCACGGCCCCAGGCUCGGUACGGCCGAAUCUGGCUGUUGUGUCUGAGAUGCUCCAGCCACAUCCUCCACGCGUGACUGGGGACCUGCCAGGCUCCUUCUCCACCUGUCCUGCUGUUGCCUUCCUCUCCUGGCUUCUUUCCUUUCCCGCAAACCUUAGGCAAGGACCCGACCCCAGGAGUGACUCAGCAGCUCUGCAGAGAAGCACUGAGUCAGCAAGGAGGAGCAAAGAGGAGGAGCUGCGCCCCACAGCCCCAGUGCCCAGGGAGCAGCGGGCACCCCCACGGCACCAGUGCCGCACAUGCUGCUGCUGGCCCCAAGGGAGCCUGGGCAAGAAACUCCAGCAGCAGACGGGAUGGAUGAUGCUGCUGCUUCACAGGGUGCCAGGCAGGCAGGGUGAGAUCAGUCCCCACGAAGGUCCCUCCGUGGAGGACCUCCUGACCUCUGAACAAUGAAGAUCUUAGACCCAGGCUAACUCUGAGUCGUGCAGCCUGCUCGUGAGCCCUCCAGAAGCAGAUGCUGAAGCUCCUCAGAAGGAUCUUCUCUGUUCACAGUGCCUGUGUGAGCGCAGAGGAAGCUGCCAGCGACCUGGUGCCGGAGCCGUGAGCCAUGCUGGGCCGGAAGACAGGAGUCCCCCGCGAGCUGAACAGCCGCCGCCAGCCGAACCAGUCCUGCCAGGAGGCUGUGCCCCUGCGGCCCAGACCGUGCCAGGAGGGCGAUGUCAGCCUGGAGGUGUUCGGCAGCUCGACGCCCGAGCCCCGGGCGGGCCGCAGCAGGGCCCAGCAGAUGCGGGACAGGAGGGGCCGCAGGGCCGAGCUGCGGGAGCCCAACGGCAGGGAGGCAGAGACCAUCACCUUCAUCUCGGGCACAGCUGAGGCCGCCCCCAGCCACAGCUCCUGCUGCUCCUCGCUGGCCCAGGCCUGGAACACGUACAAGGCUGUUUUCUGUUGCAUAGUGACCUGUGGGAGCUGCUUCCAGGACUGCAGUGUCUGUGUCCCCUACCCGGGGCCCACCGAGACCUCCACGGACGAGGGCAAGAACGGAGACUGCAAGGGGCGGCUGCCCAGCAGCGCCUGCAGCGCCUCCCCCGCCGAGAAGAACGGCAGCCAGAUCAAAAAGUCCAGCAUGGGCAGCAGCUUCAGCUACCCAGACGUGAAACUGAAGGGCAUCCCUGUUUACCCACACAGGAGCCCCGGGCACCAGCCAGAGUCGGAUUCCUGCUGCAAGGAGCAGCUGUCGGAGAAGGCCUCCCGGAGCAGCCCCGAGAGGGCAGCGCUGCCCAGCAGCCCGCGCAGCUCCGAGGAGUACUACUCCUUCCACGAGUCCGACCUGGACAUCAGCGAGCUGAACGGCUCCAUGUCCAGCAGGCAGAUCGAUGUCCUCAUCUUCAGGAAGCUGACAGAGCUCUUCAGCGUGCACCAGAUCGAUGAGCUGGCCAAGUGCACCUCAGACACUGUCUUCCUGGAGAAGACCAACAAGAUCUCGGACCUCAUCAACAGCAUCACGCAGGACUACAACCUGGACGAGCAGGAUGCUGAGUGCAGGCUGGUGCGGGGCAUCAUCCGCAUCAGCACCCGCAAGAGCAGGGCCCGGCCGCACCUCCCUGCCAGCCACAGCCACGAGGAGAAGGCCAGCAGGGGCCAGGCGCCCGACAGCGGCAACGAGACCAUGCUGGAGUCCAUGGUCCUCAGCCAGGAUGAGCUGGCGGUGCAGAUCUCGGAGGAGACCCCCGCGGAUGUGCUGGCCAGGAACAUGCGGCACAGCAGCGCAGGUUCUCCAACGAGCAGAGAUUCCUCUUUCCAAGACACAGAGACUGACUCGUCUGGGGCACCUCUGCUUCAGGUCUAUUGUUGAGGAGGACCCCAGCAGCAGGCAGGAAUCCCAGAGCUGCAGUCAGAUCCCUCCUCAGUGUGAACUCUGCCACUUGGUGCCUGUCCUGGGCUCCCCUGACCUGUUGUUGAAGCCAAGUCUCUCCUGGCUGGAUCUCACUGGAUGCUUUGAUUCACUUGGGGACAACGUAGGAAGAACAUCAAGCAAGUGACCUGUGGAGCUGCUGAAGCUGGGAGGUGGCAUCAGUGUGCCCAGAGAGGAGGAGAAGGGCAGGGAAGCCUCAGAUGAUUUGUGCCUCUGGUUUCCAUGUUCACGUUUCACUUCAGCAGCCUCAGCAGCACUCUCCCUGCUUUGAGCAUCCAUGGGGCAGUUCCUGCUUGCUGGCACUGCAGAGGUGAACUCGGGCAGGGAGUAGCUGGGUGGUGUCUGUGGUUGUGCCCAGCACCUGCUUCUGGGGACCAGAAUCUCUAUUUCGUGGCUGGAAUGGGCCCAAAAGCUUUGAGGUCUGCCCCUGGUGUUUGCUGCAGCCAGCUCUGCCUCCUCCUGCUGACCUUGGUGGGGUCACCUCCUGCUGCCUGCUGAGAAGGCUCAGGGCAAGUGCUUUGUUUAGUCUUUGGCCUCUUGAUGGUGCCAGCUGCCGAGGGGUGGGGAGCUGGGGCAGCUGCCCUGCUCCUGGCUCCAGAGCAGACCUUGGGGAUCAGCUUUGCACUUCUUGCAGCCUGCUGUGAGGUGUUCCCAGCUGCACCUCCUGACCUGUGCCUUGCAUGCCAGUCAGCUCCUGGCUCACCUGCCAAGCCCUUGGUGCUGAUAGCUGGGCAGGCUUUGACCUCAGGUCGUGGCAGGUGAGGGAGACCUUCAGAGUGAAGUGUUCAUGAUCAGGAGUUGGGUUCUUGUCUCCUUUGCUCUACAAGUGGCCUCCUUGCAAAGGAGAGCCCCCUGAGGCCUUCUGCAGAGGGUCUGUGAGGAGCUGCUUGGUCCUGCCUUGCCCCUGGGCACCUUCUCUCAGCAGCAGCAGCUGUGGUUAGUGGUACCGAGGGCACAGCACAGUGACCCUUAGGGCUGCAGCAGGAGGAAGCUGAGCUCCUUGGUGCUGCCACUUGGGUGGCUAUCCUAAGUAACCAGGUGAAGCCCUGAGACUCGGUGAGGCACUGGAGUGCCCUUGGGCACGAGUAGAAGGCUGGGGUGGAUUUCCCAGCCCUGCAAUAAACACACCCAGGGUGGGGGAGGGUUCUGGGCAGAGUGAGACCAAAGCAGUGCCCUCGCUGUGGUGUGGGCAACGUUUUUGUGCCUUCAUUGAGCUGAAAUGUGCCUUGAUGACACAGCCUCAGGUGUGGUGGAGGAUUCCAUCCUGCCCUGAGCUGCCAGCUUUGUUCACUGACCAUGGCCCUUUGAAAGGUGCAGCUCAAGCCCCUGUUGGAGCCUGGCUUUGUGAGCUGCUUCCUUCAUAAAUCACGGACAUCCCUGAGGCCACACCUGGGGACACCACAGGGAGAGCCUGGGAGACUGAAGCAGAGAAUGGAGCUGGGAUUUGCCUUCCCCUCCCUGCCUUGUUCUUAAAGCUGUUUGUUGGUGCAGAACUCGUUGGGAGCAGGAAGGGACUUGCAGCCAGGCCAGCCCAGGACUGCCAGAGCUGGUUUGGGUCACCUCCUGAAUGCCACAGCUGCCAACAGACCCCUUUGGCUUCCUGCUUCAGAGCUGGUUUGUGCAGGACAGACUGGGACAAGUUUUUCUCAGAGCAGUGCAGAGCUUCAGCCAGGGUCAGCCUGACACAGCUCUGCUGCAGCUUUGGAGGGGUGAGGAGGGCCUUGCCAACAGCUGCUGCUGCCAGCUGCAGUGGCAGAGUUGCAGUGUUCAGCCUGGGCAUGAAAUGAAGGUUUGUGGGGUAAGCUUGCAAAGAACCUAAAGCCCCCAGGCCCCCCAGACCCUCAGUGGGGAAGGCUGUCAGCUUGGUGGCCCUGCAGCUGCUGCCCCCGUGGUGUCUCGCAGGGUCCUUUUGCACUCCUUGGCCUUCGAGUGUGGUUCUGGUAAAGUGAAAGAUGUGCUCUGA
Messenger RNA from Pogoniulus pusillus (Red-fronted tinkerbird), 4545 nucleotides. It is a transcript of the gene KDF1, whose product is annotated as keratinocyte differentiation factor 1. The coding region runs from base 1278 to 2522 and encodes 414 amino acids. The transcript has 6 exons. NCBI's taxonomy places the organism in Eukaryota, Metazoa, Chordata, Aves, Piciformes, Lybiidae. The record is from RefSeq and is a predicted model, not a curated record. Gene Ontology annotation, biological process: regulation of epidermal cell division; keratinocyte development. Gene Ontology annotation, cellular component: cell junction.